AUGCAUGUUCAUUGUGUUACAUUAUGUAAAGCAAAUGAGUGAUUUCCUCCUGAUCUUUUUGUGAUUUGCAUACAAAGAUCUGCUGAAACCUUUGUGCCAGCUUCUUUCCAUACAGCGAUGACUCUGAGAUAUUAAGUGGAUUCUCAGGCUGACAGCAGCUUUGGAGACUGUCAGACAGCGAUGGAGGUGACCAAGGACAGUUUAAGUGUUCGUUACAGGGAAGGCGAUGGGACGGUGUUGUUCGAGAGCUACGUACCCCCCUCUCGGGAUGCUGUCCACCUGCCUACCUACAUCAUCUACCUGAUCAUCGCAGUCUUUGUCGUGCUUGGUGUUCUUUAUGCCAUCAUCGGUCACCUCAUCACAGACCUCCUCCAUGACUUUGCAGACUGGGUGUUUGGGGAGCAGCCGGAGGAAGUGGUUGUGAACUACUGUGAGGCCAAGGAUAAGUUCAUGGCAGACUGGUACCCAGAAACCUCCCCUGAACUGGAGGCGUUGGCCCGGGCCGAGGAGAACGAGAUGAUUGACAGGGACUUGACGAAAGCCCCAGCCAUCUGGAUCAUCUCUGCAGACGCUCAGCUGAGCAAGUCGGGACCCCGUGUGGUCUUUGAGAGGACUUAGGAAUUAGAUUAGAGACUCUUUAACUGAUGUAGAACUGAUGUAUCUGGUGUGAUUGUACUGGGACAACUGAGAAGUGAAGUGAAUGGCUGUAAUGAAGCAUUGCUGUGGAAGGCUGGAGAUGUGUUAUGAUGUUGUAGAUACUGGAGGGUAUCUCUGGUGCUGAAUGCUUGAGUGCACAGUGGUCUUAUGAGGACAUCUAGUGUCUAUUGGGACCACUGCAGCUAAAUUGCAGCACUACACAGAAACCACAUUGCACAGAAAUAUCAGUACAAGUUUGUUGGUCAGAGAUAAAAAACAAAGCAACAAGAAAAUAUAAUGCCUUAAGUCAUCUCUGCUAAAGAUUGCUUCAAAAGCUUAAGAUUGUAUUACUUUUUUCUGUAAAUUACUGAUGAGAGACAAUGUAGAUAUGUAUGUCUCCUCUGUUGUGCGUCUAUGAGAGGUGUCAAUCACUGAGGUUGCAGAUCAUUUUAAUAAACACAAGUGGAAACAAAUGUCCUCAGGCCAUUGAAUAUUUCACUUUAAUGGAUAUCU
Molecule: messenger RNA, 1149 nt
Organism: Sander lucioperca (pikeperch)
Lineage: Eukaryota; Metazoa; Chordata; Actinopteri; Perciformes; Percidae
Exons: 2
Coding region: 181-618 (145 amino acids)
Source: RefSeq, a predicted model, not a curated record